UGCGGACCUGAGGCGGGACCAUGAACAUCCUGCCCAAGAAGUCGUGGCACGUGCGGAACAAGGACAAUGUGGCCCGCGUGCGGCGGGACGAGGCGCAGGCGCAGGACGAGCAGCGACAGCGGGAGGCCCGGGCCCUGCUGGCCGAACAGGAGGCACGGACCGAGUUCCUGAGGAAGAAGGCACGGGUGUCUGCCCUGCCAGGACCCGAUGGCGGCUCGGCGCUGGCCCCCACUGGCGAUGAUUCACGCCAUGUCGACCUCUUCCGGGACCUGGAGGAGGGCAAGGGCUCCAAGGCCGGGAACAAGGAGUAUGAGGAGGAGAAGCGCAGGGAAAAGGAGCGGCAGGAGAAGGCUAUCGGGCUGCUGACCUAUCUGGGGCAGAGUGCGGCUGAGGCCCAGACCAGCCGGCCGUGGUACCAGGAAGCCCCUGACCGCAGCCGGGAGGCAGCUGUGGUGACCACGCAGGAGCAGCUGAAGGGCAGACUGGACCCGCUGCGGGAGAUGGAGAGGCACCUGCGCAAGAAGAAAGGGGAGGGGAAGAAGCGCAAGAAGGAGAAAGAGAAGCCCUCAGGGGAGAAGGCGGCAAUGGGCUCUGCCCCCCUCUCCCUGGAGCAGCUGCGGCGGGAGCGGCUGCAGCGGGAGCAGGCCGAGCGAGCUCGGGCUGAAGCCCUGCUGGCCGGGCGGCAAGGGGAACCCCAACGUGGGGAGGAGGAGGAGCCGGACGACAGGAAGCGUCGCUACAACUCCCAGUUCAAUCCGCAGCUGGCGCGCAGGCCCCGCAGCUGGGACGAGAGGGAGCAGCGCUGAGCCCUGCCGGUGCCCCCUGAAAGUGGUGGCCGAAACAGCAGGCCCUGGGCACAGAGAUUCCUGCACUGGGGUCACACAGCAGGUGGAACAGGGACACUGGCAUCACAGCAAGGCAGCCAGCAUGUGGUAUCCCUCUGCUGACUUAGG
Molecule: messenger RNA, 953 nt
Organism: Terrapene triunguis (Three-toed box turtle)
Lineage: Eukaryota; Metazoa; Chordata; Testudines; Emydidae
Product: leukocyte receptor cluster member 1
Exons: 4
Coding region: 21-806 (261 amino acids)
Source: RefSeq, a predicted model, not a curated record